Bursaphelenchus xylophilus (pine wood nematode) is the source of this 6485-nucleotide messenger RNA. The record is from the annotation of a GenBank genome assembly. Lineage: Eukaryota; Metazoa; Nematoda; Chromadorea; Rhabditida; Aphelenchoididae.
AUGUGGAUAAAAUUCGUUGUUUUCGCGCUUCAACUGUGCGUCAUCAAUGCGGGCAAGGUGGAGGUCAGCAUAGAGGAGGUGGAGCGGAAAGGUAUGUAAACGGCAACAAAACGACUGUACUAUGUUUUCAUAUGUUUUUAUGAACGCCUACCGGAAGUUCGAAAAACCCCAAGUUCGACAACCAAAAGUUCGAAUGCCGCAAGUUCGAAUGCUGCAAGUUCGAAUACUAGAAGUUCGAAAAACCUUAAAUUAGAAAAACUAAAAGAUCGAAAACCGGAAGUUCGAAAUAUGAAAAUAUAAAAAAUGCAGAAUGAAAAAAAAGAAUCGAACUUGCGGUGGGUCUCCGAACGCCUACCGUAAGUUCGAAAAACCCCGAGUUUAAAUCUGCCUCACACGCGAUUUUUUUGCCCUGUGAAAAAAACUGCUGCUCUGCUCGCAAAGCCGUUUUUUGGUAUCCAAAAAACGGUUACCCACCGCAAGUUCGAAUCCGCAAGUUCGAAAGCCUAAAGUUCGAAUGUCUAAAGUUCGAACGACCUCCAGUUCGACAAACCUAAUCCAGUUCGACAAACCCAAACCGAGAAAGACACAGUUGGAUUGGCUCCAUGACGAAUCUUGAUCAGGUCGACAUGAAGAACAGCGCGUUCGUUGUCGGUCAGAGUGUUCGGACAACCAACCUCCAUCGUAGAGGAUGAAUGAAUGAUUGAAGAGGAAGUGUAUUUUGCAAAAUAAUUAUAUGCAAAUUAUAAUUUAAAACGGAUUUUUUUACAAAGUGAAGCAUGGCCCGGACAUUGUUGCGGUGACCAUCACCGAAUUUCUUCAAAUUUGGCUCAUAGAAGACCCACCGGGCGUACAUCGAAAGUGUCAAACGUUUUUGCGAAAUUUGCAUUAUUCGAGGAUUACUGUAACAUUUUGUGUUUUGUAAAGUUUCUAUUGUGAUGGGCUGAGGGAUGAAGCGUUGCGGAUGAAACUUACCGACUGGAUGUUUUCGACCAUGGCCAACAUUUUCCUAAUUGAAAUGUUUUUUGUAUCUCUUCAUCUUUUGGUAGUACCGUAACCCUCAACAUACCAUAUCGAUUACUGCCAAAAAUUGGGAAAAGUGUAACCAGUUUUUAAGCUUGAUUAUAAAGGCUGGACACACUCUCCGUAAAAUAAGACCAAAAAAUCCAAAAUAAAAAUAUAAGUUUUUGAGAUAUACGCGUUCAAAGUUGCUAUGUUCGGGUACUGUAGGACCAAAAUGGAGAUGAUGAAUUCUCAAACGGUACCAUUCAUUGCCACGCCUCACCCAUUAAUAGAGUAGCCUGAGAAAAAUAUUUUCUGAUCAAAAAAUAAAUAUUUCAGGCUUUAUUUCAGGUUUUAUACGAUGGUUACUGUAGUUUCUAACUUUUGUCAAUUUCGCUAACCAUUUUUUUCAAAUGACGCAUUUAGACCAGCUAUCCCAUUGAGAAAUGUGUGUACAACGUAAAAAUCAAAAAAUCAAGGCUAUAGUGCUAUCAAUUCUUAAAAUAAAGGGAGAUUACGGUAGCCGUAUCCGCUUUUUUCGCUGUUUGGCCGCGGCAUUCUUUGGAGAUGUUAGAGUAACCAGAUUUGAGACUGGAAAUAUGUUUAGAAUAUACAGGGGAGUAUUUUAGCAAAAAAUCGCGAAAAUAAAAAUAUAAGUUUUUGAGAAAAUCCGGGAUUACGGUCAUUUCAGGGGGUUUUUGGGCCGUUUGGCCGCGGCAUUCUUUGGAGCUGCAAGUGUAACCAGAUUUGAGACUGGAAAUUCACUCAGAAUGGAUAGAGGAGUAUUCUAGCAAAAAAUCCCGAAAAUAAAAAUAUAAGUUUUUGAGAAAAUCCGGGAUUACGGUCAUUUCAGGGGGUUUUUGGGCCGUUUGGCCGCGGCAUUCUUUGGAGCUGCAAGUGUAACCAGAUUUGAGACUGGAAAUUCACUCAGAAUGGAUAGAGGAGUAUUCUAGCAAAAAAUCCCGAAAAUAAAAAUAUAAGUUUUUGAGAAAAUCCGGGAUUACGGUCAUUUCAGGGGGUUUUUGGGCCGUUUGGCCGCGGCAUUCUUUGGAGCUGCAAGUGUAACCAGAUUUGAGACUGAAAUUCACUCAGAAUGGAUAGAGGAGUAUUCUAGCAAAAAAUCGCGAAAAUAAAAAUAUAAGUUUUUGAGAAAAUCCGGGAUUACGGUCAUUUCAGGGGGUUUUUGGGCCGUUUGGCCGCGGCAUUCUUUGGAGCUGCAAGUGUAACCAGAUUUGAGACUGGAAAUAUGUUUAGAAUAUACAGGGGAGUAUUUUAGCAAAAAAUCGCGAAAAUAAAAAUAUAAGUUUUUGAGAAAAUCCGGGAUUACGGUCAUUUUAGGGGGUUUUUGGGCUGUUUGGCCGCGGCAUUCUGUGGAGAUGCUAGUGUAACCAAAUUUGAAACCGGAAAUAUGUUCAGAAUAUAGAGGGGAGUAUUUCAGCAAAAAAUCCCGAAAAUAAAAAUAUAAGUUUUUGAAAAAAUCCCGGAUUACGGUAAUUUCGGACAGGAAAUCCCUUAAAAUCACCGUAAUUUCGAAAUUUCUCAAAAACUUAUAUUUUUAUUUUCGGGAUUUUUUGCAUAGGUACUUCCCAAGGCAGAGGGAAUUUAUUUCCGGUCGCAAAUUUGGUUACACUAGCAUCUCCACAGAACGCCGCGGCCAAACAGCCCAAAAACCCCCUAAAAUGACCGUAAUCCCGGAUUUUCUCAAAAACUUAUAUUUUUAUUUUCGGGAUUUUUUGCUAAGAUACUCCGCUGUCCAUUCUGAACGAAUUUCCAGCCUCAAAUCUGGUUACACUUGCAGCUCCAAAGAAUGCCGCGGCCAAACGGCCCAAAAACCCCCUGAAAUGACCGUAAUCCCGGAUUUUCUCAAAAACUUAUAUUUUUAUUUUCGCGAUUUUUUGCUAAAAUACUCCCCUGUAUAUUCUAAACAUAUUUCCAGUCUCAAAUCUGGUUACACUUGCAGCUCCAAAGAAUGCCGCGGCCAAACAGCCCAAAAACCCCCUAAAAUGACCGUAAUCCCGGAUUUUCUCAAAAACUUAUAUUUUUAUUUUCGGGAUUUUUUGCUAAGAUACUCCGCUGUCCAUUCUGAACGAAUUUCCAGCCUCAAAUCUGGUUACACUUGCAGCUCCAAAGAAUGCCGCGGCCAAACGGCCCAAAAACCCCCUGAAAUGACCGUAAUCCCGGAUUUUCUCAAAAACUUAUAUUUUUAUUUUCGCGAUUUUUUGCUAAAAUACUCCCCUGUAUAUUCUAAACAUAUUUCCAGUCUCAAAUCUGGUUACACUAACAUCUCCAAAGAAUGCCGCGGCCAAACAGCGAAAAAAGCGGAUACGGCUACCGUAAUCUCCCUUUAUUUUAAGAAUUGAUAGCACUAUAGCCUUGAUUUUUUGAUUUUUACGUUGUACACACAUUUCUCAAUGGGAUAGCUGGUCUAAAUGCGUCAUUUGAAAAAAAUGGUUAGCGAAAUUGACAAAAGUUAGAAACUACAGUAACCAUCGUAUAAAACCUGAAAUAAAGCCUGAAAUAUUUAUUUUUUGAUCAGAAAAUAUUUUUCUCAGGCUACUCUAUUAAUGGGUGAGGCGUGGCAAUGAAUGGUACCGUUUGAGAAUUCAUCAUCUCCAUUUUGGUCCUACAGUACCCGAACAUAGCAACUUUGAACGCGUAUAUCUCAAAAACUUAUAUUUUUAUUUUGGAUUUUUUGGUCUUAUUUUACGGAGAGUGUGUCCAGCCUUUAUAAUCAAGCUUAAAAACUGGUUACACUUUUCCCAAUUUUUGGCAGUAAUCGAUAUGGUAUGUUGAGGGUUACGGUACUACCAAAAGAUGAAGAGAUACAAAAAACAUUUCAAUUAGGAAAAUGUUGGCCAUGGUCGAAAACAGUCACACAAAAAGUUUUGGACUCAUAGAACCAUUACCCGGCCCACAACCAACGCCACUUUAUAAAAUACAAAAUGUUACAGUAAUCCCGGAAUGGAUGAAAUUUCGCGAAACCCUUCUUCGCUUUUCAUCAGCAUGCCCAGGCCCUUCUACUGGCCUUGUUUCAAGAAAUUUGGUGAUGGUCGUUGCAACAAUGUCCGGGCCCCUUGGAGGGAAGCUUCAGUUUGUAAAAAACUCUGUUUUAAAUAUUAAUUAACUUUUUUUUCAUUUUCGAACUUUAGUCAUUCAAACUUUAGGUUAUUCAAAGUUACGGUCAUUCGAACAUUAAGUAGUUCGAACUGGAGGUCGUUCGAACUUUAGUCAUUCGAACUUUAGGCAUUCGAACUUGCGGAUUCGAACUUGCGGUGUGUCUCCUGUUUUUAUCAAGUGCGUAGAGAGUUAUUUUCCUUUUAUCGCAAACGCACAUUUUGGCUUUUUUUGAAAAUUGCUGAAAAAACCGAUUUCCACUGUGCGAAUUAUUCGGCAAAAACCGUUCAAAAAAGCUUUUCAAACUUCAGUCCCACAAAGCGACGCAUACGGAGCAACACUUACCAACCAUCGGAAUGCAAUUUAUAUGGGAAAUAUUGCGAUUGGAACCCCGCCGCAAAGCAUAAGAGCAAUCUUCGACACCGGAAGCACCGUGCUGUGGGUUCCGGGUGUAAAAUGCAAGGCCAAAGGAGCACUGGUCAAUAACUGCAAGCAGGGAUCGAACCUGUUCAACGCGGCCCGCUCCAAAACCGCGGCAAACACGACGUAUGCAUUUGAAGAGACAUAUGACCAAGGCAAAGCCAAAGGGCAUGUGUUUACGGAUACGUUGAAGGUAUAGAAUGAUGGCUUUACUGUUCGAGUAGACUACUAAUCAUAUUAACAGUCUGUCGGGAAAAUAAUGAGUACACUUUCACAACCUUGUCGCUAAAGCUGAAAAAAUUGAUUUUGGUCUGACACAGUUCAUUUUCUCGGCCGCGAUGCCAUUUUCGGUGCUACAGGGUGCUCAUUAUUUUCCCGACAAACUGUUAGUACCAUUCCAACAGUCUGAUCUUUAGUUCGGCGCCGCUGAUUCUCAAGGCCCUACUCUUCGACGAGUUCACUUUGGAAUUGCCAGCGACAUCGAAUACAGCGACGACGCCAUCUUUGGCCUCCCUUCCCGAGACGUCUACAACCCCAACGGCAACAUCCACAAGUCCAUCUUUCAUCAGGCCUUCGGCGAAGGUCUGUUCAACAAGCCCAUCUUCACCAUCCACAUGGACCGCUGCAACGAUACGAAAUGCCGGAAAAGCGGAAAGAUCACGUUCGGCGACUUUGACAACGAGCACUGCAAUACGAACGACGUGCAUUGGGUGGGCGUGCAGAACAAACAAGGAUGGGUUUUCCCGAUUAACGGAAUUCAGCAAGGCGAACAGGUGCUCAGAACCAAUAUCCCCGCGAUUAGUGACACUGGAACAACUAAUAUUGUCUUGCCGAACUCGCUAUGUCAACAGAUUGUUAGUGGGUUGAAAGCGAAAAAAAUCAGAGAUGUAAGUCGUCAGAAUAACCUCAGUUUGUCGGGAAAAUAAUGAGCAAUGUCGCAGCGCCGUCCGCAUCGUAAAAAACGAAUUAAUUUUACAUCGAUACAAUUCAUUCUCUCUGCGACGAUGCGAUUUUCGAUGCGACAACGCUCGUUGUUCCCCCGACAAACUGAUACACAAAGACAGCGCGAAGUUUAGAACACUUUCACCCUUCCUUGCAACUCAACUCCAAGUCUGUCGGUCCUUCUUGACCGGAGAUUUACCAUAGAUCCCAAAGAGCUAUUGGUUCCUCUUUCCGCUGCAGAUCAGAAGAAACAAGGGAAGAAUGUCUGCCGUUUGGCCGUCACAUGCUCUUCCAAGAACGAUAUGAUUAUUCUCGGUGAGCCAUGGACCAGAUCGUAUUGCCAAAUCCAUGAUAUUAUGUACAAACGCAUUGGAUUUUCGACUACAGUCGGUAAGCGGUUAUUUUAGUCUGUCCGGAAAAUAAUGUGGAUUCGCAGACCGAUCACCCAUUAUAUCGCUCUGCGACGGCUUGUUGCGGCUGUAUAUUUGGUGCGAGGCUGCGACAAGGCGAGACAUUUUGUUGCGACAAAUCCACAUUAUUUUCCCGACAUUGUGUUGGCCCGAACUGCCGCGCCAACAUGAAGAAAAGUUCUUUUUUCAGGUUCAAAUCCAAAUGAAAAUAAGCAAGGCAACAGGAACAACCAACCCUUCAACAACCCCAAUUACGGCGGAUAUAACGGCAAUGGCCCAUAUAACAACCCAUAUAAUUAUGGAGGGUAUAACGGGAAGAAUCCGUAUAAUAACCCAUACGGCAGUCCUUACGGUGGUUACAACGGCUACAACGGUUAUAACGGCUACAACUCGAAUCCCUACAGUGGCUACAACUCCUAUCCUUAUGGCGGUUAUAGCGGCUAUAACAGCCCGUAUAACGGCUACAAUUCCAAUCCAUAUUAUGGAAGUGGCUAUCAAUAUAACCCUUAUAACCCGUACGGCGGUUAUUCAUAUUGCCCGAGUUGUAGUGGCCGUGGUGGCGGUUACGGACGAUAUUACGAUAUUCCGUCGAAAAAAUAA